Molecule: messenger RNA, 216 nt
Organism: Clunio marinus
Lineage: Eukaryota; Metazoa; Arthropoda; Insecta; Diptera; Chironomidae
Source: the annotation of a GenBank genome assembly
AUGAAACAAAAUGAAUCGAAGACGGAAGAAAAAUUAAUAUUUGGUCUCGUUAGCACAAGACAACCAACAAGCAACAAGGGAAUGAAAGAGAGGGAAUUAAUAGAUCAAUUUAAAUUGAAGUCAGUUGUGCGCAGUUCAUGUCCAACAAACGUGCUUGUAUUUCAAACUAAUUCUUGUUCCAAUUUUAAGCUCAUGAUGAUUGUAAACGAACAAUAG